Molecule: messenger RNA, 1023 nt
Organism: Ichthyophthirius multifiliis
Lineage: Eukaryota; Ciliophora; Oligohymenophorea; Hymenostomatida
Exons: 3
Source: RefSeq, a predicted model, not a curated record
AUGACAUAAUAAAAUAAAAUGAAUAAUUAAGGGGAUGAAAUUAAUAAUUAUUAAUUAGAGAAGAGUUUUUAAUUUGACAUAUCAAAUUCAUGUUUAUUUAAUUAAAAUUCUUUUGAAAAUUUUACUAUGAAAAAAUAUACUGAGUUAUCUUAACAAAAAAAUGUAGAUUUUUUUAUAGAAUUAAGACAAAAAGCCUUACAAGAAGAAUAAAUUUACCACGAAAAUGAGUUAAAAAAAAUGUUAGAAAAAAAUAAAAUUUCCCAAAAAAAAUAUUAAUGGACAUCUUUAUAACUUGAAAAAUGGGUAAAUAAAGAACAAGAAGAUCUAAAUAAAACAAAAUAAGAGUGGGAAAAUACUUAGUAAAAAAUUGUAAAUAAAUGCAUUUAGGGUACUGUAAGAGAUAUAUGUUUUAUGAGAAAAAUAAAAAAUAAUAAUUUAAACGAAGAAUACUAUAAUAAUAAUUUAUUUUGUAAUAAACAUAAAAAAUUCCUUUGUAAAUCUGAAUCAGAAAAUGAUAUAUAGGUUACUUGGAAAAAUUGUAAAAAAAACAAUUUUUAAUAGACUUUAAAUUAUUUAAAAAAAUAUGAUUCAUAGUAGACUUUUUCUAAAAAAAAUAAUAAUAUUUCUCAAUAAUUGUUAAAUUUUUAAAAAUAGGUUGUAUUUAAUAGUAUUAGUGCAGAUUUAAAUGAUUCGAAUAUUUUUUAAAAUAAAAUAGAAAGCUUAUAAUAAAAAAAUAUAUUUGAUUCUUAAAAUAAUAAUAAUAAUGUUUAUUAUAAUAGUGUUAAUUAUAAUAGUAAUAAUUAUAAUAGUAUUAAUUAUAAUAGUAUUAAUUAUAAUAGUAUUAAUUAUAAUAGUAUUAAUAAUAAUAAUGAUUAAUUUUAAUAUUAUACAGAUGUUAAAAAUUCAAAUGUUCAAAAUAUUUCUUUAAAUUAUAAUUCUUAGAGAAAUUAUAUAAAAGGUAAUUAUAAUAUAUACAUAUAUAUAUAUAUUUAUAAUUUAUUAAUAAGAUAAUUAUAAAAAUGA